Molecule: messenger RNA, 2636 nt
Organism: Poeciliopsis prolifica (blackstripe livebearer)
Lineage: Eukaryota; Metazoa; Chordata; Actinopteri; Cyprinodontiformes; Poeciliidae
Gene: spsb3b
Product: splA/ryanodine receptor domain and SOCS box containing 3b
Exons: 6
Coding region: 364-1563 (399 amino acids)
Biological process (GO): proteasome-mediated ubiquitin-dependent protein catabolic process
Cellular component (GO): SCF ubiquitin ligase complex
Molecular function (GO): protein binding
Source: RefSeq, a predicted model, not a curated record
AUUAGCUUAACCCCAAAACUUCUGUUAUUUUUUCUUCCAAACCCAGAAAAUUUCAUGUUUUUCAAGAAACAAAAUUUCUGAAAUUUUCUCAUUUUUCUUGAAAACUUCUGAGAUUAAUCUCAAACAUUAAAUGUUUUUCUAGCAAUGUUUGAGUUUUCAAACUCAGAAAUGUAAUUUUUUAAAUUAAAUGUAUUAAAUUCAUUUCUUUUUGUCCUCUGCCUGCAGUGGCCAUAACAGGCCGUUAUAUCUAAAUUAAAUCUUAUUUUAGCAAAAGAAAAACCAAAACAUUGCAUCUGUCCGGGUUCGGUGGAGCUUUGCUGCAGAGAGGCCCAGUCUGUGGCGUGCCAGCAGGUCAGAGGUCACAUGGCGUCCAGCUCUGGCGCCAGCUGGUCCUCAGGCUUUACGUUGUCGCCCUGCAGAGCCGCCAUGCUGAGAAGAAGCCGGAGCGGCAAAACCCGACAUGUGGCCUGGAGCGAAACCCGGCAGGACGCAGAUGUCAUGACAGCUGGACACAGGGAGGAGUGGGACAGCCAAUCAGUGACUCAGAUCGGUGACCUGGACUCUGAGAUGGAUCAGCUGGUCGGAGCCGGUUCUGAGGUUGUGGUUCUGCCCUUUGCUGCGCCAGGGAAGCGGGAAUCGUUCUCCAUCUGUGAGCUGCAGGAGGAGCUGAACCCGAGUUUAUGGGCCGCUGACGACAGGGAGGAGGACCAGGUUUUUGACUGGGUUUGGGACGAGCGCUGCAAGUCGUCUGGCGUCUUCCUCAGCUGCGACGACAGGAAGGUGAACUUCCACUCGGACUACAGCUGCGGCACGGCGGCCAUCCGCGGAAACCGGGAGCUUUCAGAGGGCCAGCACUACUGGGAGGUGAAGAUGACCUCACCUGUCUACGGAACCGACAUGAUGGUUGGAGUCGGAACCUCUGAGGUGAACCUGGAUAAGUUCAAGUUCAGCUUUGGCAGCCUGCUGGGCCACGAUGAGGACAGCUGGGGCCUCUCAUACACAGGUUUGCUCCAACACAAAGGAGACAAAGUGAAGUUCUCCCCUCGGUUCGGUCAAGGCUCGGUCAUAGGAGUUCACCUGGACACCUGGCACGGCACUUUGACCUUCUACAAGAAUCGGCACUGCAUAGGUGUGGCUGCUACCAGGCUGCAGAGCAAGAAGUUCUACCCCAUGGUUUGCUCCACGGCCGCUAAGAGCAGCAUGAAGGUGGUGUCGGCCUGCUACGCGCCGACCUCCCUGCAGUACCUCUGCUGCGCCCGGCUCCGCCAGAUGUUGCCCAGUUGCCCCGACGUGGUUGACGCUUUGCAGCUGCCGCCGGGCCUGCGCACCGUCCUGCAGAGCCAACUGGACUGGGUGUUCUGCCUGAGCAGCGGCCCGGACCCGUCCGAGGACGAUGACUGCAUGGAGACAAGCGUGCCUUGCAGCCCAAGUGCUUGCGUCGAGCCGGCGCCUCGGGAUCGGCCCACAGCAUGCCACUGUCCGCCGACUCCGCCGAGCAGCGACUACGACAGCUGCUGCUCCGACCCGGAGGAUUAUCAGUGCAAACGAUGCCGCUGGACGUGACCCGCUUGCGUUUGUGCUGCACAGCGUUUUCUACUACUGCCAUGUUUGCUCUGAUCGACGCUCACUGCACUGCAAAAACACUAAACCUUACAAGUACUUUUGGUUUAGUUUCUACUGCAAAUAUCUUAGUACAUUUGAAAGAAGACAAAACUACCAACAUUUAACUUUUCAACAAUAUAGCAGCUUAUUUUUGUCAACAAUUCCUUAAUAUUGAUCAAAACGUUUUAGUUCCUUUGUCAGAUUAUUCAAUGUGUCACAAAACAUUUUCCCUAUAAUAAAGGUAAAAUAAUCUACUGAUUAAACUUUCAUCAAUAUUAAGAAAUUAUUGACUUAUUAAAACAAACUUGUACAACUUGCUGAAAAGUUACUUGUAUGUCAGUUUUGUUUUAUUUCAAGUGUGCUGAGAUAUUUGCAGUAGAAACUAUUGUUAUUUUUUGCAGUGAUCUCGUCGACGUUUAACAUCAACAACAAAAAGUUCUGUGAUGCUAAAUUCUCCCAAAAGUUCUUGUGAUAAACAAUAAUUUGUGUCUGAAGAUCAUUGUCAAGUAAUAUAAAGGCAAUAAUAAUGCAAGAACACUUUAAAUUCUGAUAAACAUUUAACACUGGAACUGGAAGACAUUUUGAAUCUUCAAAACUGAGUUGAACAGACUGAAGACUUUUACCAGCCAGAAAGAGAGAAAAGAGAAAAAUAAUGCAAAUAGGGUUUGUUUUGAUUUAUUGUGCGAUUGAUUUAUGGUUUAUUGCUGCAGGCCUAACAAUCAGCUCUUGUUUCUCUUUAUUUGAACUUCCUAUUUUAAUCUGUUUGUGUCUUUAUUUAGAUGUUUUUUUAUUUUUUAAAUGCCACUGCUCAAGCCUUUGGAAAAGGCUGGAUUUGAAAAAGCAAACCAGGAAACUUAUUCUCAGGGAUAGUCUGUUUAUAAUAAUGUAAAAGUAUUUUUAUAAGUGUUUUUUUUUUAUCUAUCUUUGAACUGAAUAUCAGAUGAGAUUUUGCCAAUUCUGUUUUUCUAUUUAUUGGUAAACAUCUGAUUGUGAAUUUUCUUACAGUCCUGUAAAAAUAAACAACAAAUAAUGAA